Chelonus insularis is the source of this 1985-nucleotide messenger RNA. RefSeq names its product transmembrane protein 181. Gene Ontology annotation, molecular function: toxic substance binding. The coding region runs from base 333 to 1919 and encodes 528 amino acids. Lineage: Eukaryota; Metazoa; Arthropoda; Insecta; Hymenoptera; Braconidae. The transcript is spliced from 11 exons. The record is from RefSeq and is a predicted model, not a curated record.
AAUAUUGAUUACUAUUAUAAUGAUGAAACUGUACUUUUUCCUUUAAUUAAUCUGAUAUGAUAGGAUGAUUAAAUUCAGAUCAGUAAAUGUUAUUUUAUUCUUCAUGAAAGAUCAUAGAUAUGUGUGAGGGUGAGCUACUACGAGAAAAUCAAUAUUGUUUAUGAUACGUCAACAGGGUGAGGGCGCUUUCGGGUGUUUUGCUUUGACACGAAACUAAGAUUUUUUUUAUAUUUUUCGACAUGAUAAUUUGCACUAGAAAACAACACCUUAUUAAAUACAGGUUAUUGUGAGAGGUAAAAGUUUUAGUUUAAUAUCAGCUUCAAGUGAUAAUUAUGGACAACGCAGACUUGGGUUAUUCCUAUUAUCUUCCUUCAGUUGGAUGGAAUCUAAAAAUUAAAAAUGCGUUGUCUCAGUUUAGUGAUCUAUUUAGUCAAUUUAACAGAUAUAUAGCACCUGCCUAUCAUCAUGAUCGAUGUGAAAGAUCAGUACCAAUGCGCCUUUAUUCAAUGCAUAAACGAGAAUUUGUUAUGGUAUUUGUUGCAUUUUUUGCCUCUUUUGGAUUAUCAAUAUUUAUUGGUCUCGCAGGACCACCAAUCACUUCUACAAGUGAACACAAAGCUCAUUUGAAUGGCACUGAUAUAGCAACUGGGCCUUUUAUUAUGAAGACUCCAACACUUUCGACAUACUGUCAACAAUUGUGGAUAAUUGCUAAAAUUUCUACAGCGAAUAAUGAUGAUGAAAGAUAUGAUAAGAGCUUUCAAGUGAAUGUUUUAAUUGAUGGAAUCACACAAGAAAAUAAACUUGUUUCUGUUCUUUCGUCAGAUGCUGCCAAUAAUAGGACUAGAUAUUUAAAGUGUGAAAGACAACUUUGUGAAGAAUUUAUUGUAGCUCAUCUAGGCUCUUUAGAUUAUACACAUUAUAUGACAACUGUUUAUUUUUAUGGAUUGCAGAGCUUCCAUCAACGUUACACAAUUCGUGAUUUAACUUUUUAUUUUAAAAAUUAUAAUCCAGCAUUCACACAAAUUGAAAUAUGGUUCAGAUUAAUCUUUCUCCUAGCGGCAUUUAUUGUUGCGUGUUGGUUUGGCCACUGCUUAAGAAAGUAUCCAAUGAAUGAUUGGUCUAUUGAACAAAAGUGGAUAUCAAUUCUUCUUCCAUUACUUAUUUUCUACAACAAUCCACUCUUUCCCAUGAUAUUUCUUAUUAACUCAUGGAUCCCAGGAAUGUUAGAUGCAAUUAUGCAAACAUCAUUUCUUUGUGCCAUUCUGUUAUUUUGGUUGUGCAUUUAUCAUGGGUUAAGACAAAAUGAAAGAAAGUUAUCCACAUUUUAUUUACCAAAAAUUGUAAUUGUUGGAUGCUUAUGGGGUGCUGCAUUGACCUUGGCUACGUGGCUAAGGUGUACAGAGCUUGAAGAUCCAACUUAUAAUUACGUACUUGAUACGUCCAAUUAUUAUGGUUUCAAAGUAUUCUUCUUCACAAUCGGUGGAGUUUAUAUUGUAUAUCUCUUGUUCUUAAUUUUAAGAGCAUAUAGUGAAUUAAGAUCAAUGCCAUAUUUUGAUCUUAGGCUAAAAUUUUUAACUCUAUUGGCAAUGAUAGUUAUUGGAGUAUGUGCAAUUGUAACAUCACGUCAAUUUGGUGCUGGUGUUUUAGAAGAUAGUUUUGCAUCACGUCUUUCGACAUAUUAUCGUACAUCUGCACAAUUUAUGGCACUUUAUGGUGUUUUAAAUUUUUACUUAUAUACAAUGGCUUAUGUAUAUGCACCAGGAAUUCAAAGUGUUUAUGGUCAAUAUUCAUCUAUUACGAAGGACAAUCCAACAUUUUCAAUGAUUAAUGAUUCUGAUGAAGAAGUGCUUUACGGAUCUGAUGAAGACAGUUGUAGACCUCUCACGCGAACGGCUCGUAAUACAGAUGAUAGUGAUUAGAUAGGGUCAUCAACAAAAUUUUAUCAACGUGUAAGAAUAUCUUCAAGAAAAAUUCAGAGAAAAUAU